AUGGCUGAUAAGCUACAACCUGAGCAAGAGGUCAACUGGAGCGAUGGUAAGAUGGCUGAUAAGCUACAACCUGAGCAAGAGGUCAACUGGAGCGAUGGUAAGAUGGCUGAUAAGCUACAACCUGAGCAAGAGGUCAACUGGAGCGAUGGUAAGAUGGCUGAUAAGCUACAACCUGAGCAAGAGGUCAACUGGAGUGAUGGUAAGGAUGGCUGA
This is a messenger RNA of Brugia pahangi, 213 nucleotides long. NCBI's taxonomy places the organism in Eukaryota, Metazoa, Nematoda, Chromadorea, Rhabditida, Onchocercidae. The record is from the annotation of a GenBank genome assembly.